AUCUGUUUGCUUGAUGCGUCACUUGGCUUCAAACCCAACCCAGGCAUUUUUGUGCCAUCGCCACUCGCAACUUCAUCGUACUAUCUUUCCUCCCAGCGCAUUCUUCCAGCAACAGUACAUUCGCUCAUCAACAUGCCUUCAACUGAUUACUACGGUAACCGCUUCGGACGCAGGUUCAGACCCUUCAAUCUACGACUUCGAUUCAGAAAACGUACCCACGCUCCUCUUGAUAGCAUAAACAGCAACGCAAUUCUCCCAGAAGCCAGCGAUGAAAAGGAAAGAGAAGAUCCCCAAAUCAAAGUUGACAUCAAUGCCAUCAGAUCGUCUGAGGGCGGGGCGGAGGCUUCGUAUCACCCAUUGUCACCAGCGUCCAUAUUGACACAAAGACGAAUUGAGCAAACGGUAACGCGUGUACAACUUGAGAACCUCUUGCGAGAGCAAGCGAUACUUAUGUUAUACUCGUCUCUCCGUCUCACACGAUCCACUAACCGCGAUACAGAUCUCGUCUCCCUUGUGUACGCUGAUAAUCAGCUUCCAGCUCAUCGCUUCGAUGUGUGCACCACUUCCACGACAGAGGCUGUCCUGCAGGGAAAUCCGUCUAAAAUCUACAUCACACGAGCGAUCAUGCAUACUGGUAUGCCAACCUUGAGCUGGCGCGUCAUUAAAACGGGGACUGGAAGCUUCCCCACUCUCGUGGAGAGCUUAGAAGACUUUAUACAUGAGCUACGGAGGGAUCUUGGGAUACGUGCAGCUGGACAUGCUCCAGGACAAUCCUGGCUCGGUACACAGAAUUGAUCAACCGCUCAUUGAUGUGACAAAUGAAGGCCCAGAAGAGAGGUUUAUUGGUCUUCGAGCAGGCAACAGUAACGGAUUGCAUGCCGUUGGCUGAGCCAACGUAGUGAAGAGAAGCAGUGACAGGAAACUGCAACGACUUAUGGUGCUAUACACUCGCAUGAUAGGACUCACUCGAUAGUUGCAUGGAUUCAUGAUGUCAGAAGCUGGAACCAGCUUGCCAUGCUACAGAUUUUCAGUCUCUACUGGUCGAUUUCUUCGAUGUCCUGUAUGUGACGCUUUGCUGAGGACAGGUAGAAGUUACUAAGCCUGUCACCCACAACUUUAGAAGCACACUCCGAUGAAUCUACCCAGCCCAUCUGUCUGUGGGGGCUUUAUAUGUCGCCGGAAA
Boeremia exigua is the source of this 1183-nucleotide messenger RNA. RefSeq lists its product as uncharacterized. The transcript has 2 exons. The record is from RefSeq and is a predicted model, not a curated record. NCBI's taxonomy places the organism in Eukaryota, Fungi, Ascomycota, Dothideomycetes, Pleosporales, Didymellaceae. Bases 133 to 795 code for a protein of 220 amino acids.